Molecule: messenger RNA, 3347 nt
Organism: Urocitellus parryii (Arctic ground squirrel)
Lineage: Eukaryota; Metazoa; Chordata; Mammalia; Rodentia; Sciuridae
Source: RefSeq, a predicted model, not a curated record
AUGUUGGUGAUUGAAAUCUCAGACCUCAAGCAAGUAGCACCCAGAACGUGGCGGCAGGGCAUCGAUGUUAGUAGGCAGGAAGAGGCGGAGGGAGAACUCAGUGAAGGAGAGCACUGGUAUGGAAACUCUUCUGAGACUCCGUCAGAAGCAUCCUAUGGAGAAGUCCAGGAGAACUAUAAGCUGUCUCUGGAGGACCGGAUCCAGGAGCAGUCCACUUCCCCCGACACCUCCUUGGGAAGUGCCACUCCCAGCAGCCACACGCUGGAGCUGGUGGCACUCGAUGGUGAGGUCCUGCGAGACUCACUGCAGUGCCAAGACCACCUCUCCCCCGGAGUGUCUUCUUUGUGUGAAGAUGACCCCCCGGGUUCCAAUAAACCCCUGAGCAGCAACUUAAGGAGGCUGCUGGAGGCUGGCUCCCUCAAACUCGAAGCCACGGCCACGGCCAAUGGCCGAGUGGAGUCCCCUGUGAACAUUGGCUCGAACCUCUCCUUUUCCCCACCGUCCCAUCAUGCCCAGCAGCUCAGCGUUCUGGCCAGGAAGCUGGCUGAGAAGCAGGAGCAGAAUGACCAAUACACUCCAAGUAACCGUUUUAUAUGGAAUCAAGGUAAGUGGUUGCCAAACUCAACCACCACCUGCGGCUUGUCCCCGGAUUCAGCCAUCCUCAAGCUGAAAGCCGCAGCCAAUGCUGUUCUGCAGGACAAAUCUCUCACCAGGACGGAGGAGACCAUGCGAUUUGAGUCCUUUUCCUCCCCCUUUAGCUCCCAGUCUGCCAGUUCGACCUUGGCAGCUUUGUCCAAGAAGGUCAGUGAGAGAAGUUUGACUCCUGGUCAGGAGCACCCACCUCCGGCCAGCUCUUUCCUGUCCCUGGCUUCUAUGACCUCCUCAGCGGCCCUUCUGAAAGAGGUCGCAGCAAGGGCUGCCGGCAGCCUCCUGGCCGAGAAGUCAUCCCUGUUGCCCGAGGACCCUCUACCGCCACCGCCUUCUGAGAAGAAGCCAGAAAAAGUAACCCCGCCACCUCCACCGCCACCUCCACCACCCCUGCCGCCACCGCCACAGUCCUUGGAAUUAUUGUUACUCCCCGUUCCCAAGGGAAGAGUUUCCAAACCCUCCAGUUCAGCCUCAGAAGAGGAAAGCGGGAAGCCUUUCCAGUGUCCGAUUUGUGGUUUGGUUAUAAAAAGGAAGAGUUACUGGAAGCGGCACAUGGUGAUCCACACAGGUUUAAAAAGUCAUCAGUGUCCGCUCUGCCCAUUCCGGUGUGCUCGCAAGGACAAUCUCAAAUCCCACAUGAAGGUUCACCAACACCAGGACCGGGGAGAGACCUUUCAGUGCCAGCUAUGCCCUUUCACUUCCUCUCGCCACUUCAGCCUGAAACUCCACAUGCGCUGCCACCAGCACUUCCUGAGGACAGAGGCCAAGGUGAAGGAGGAGACCUCAGACCCAGAUGUCAAGGGAUCUCCCCACCUCAGUGACAGUGGCUGCCUGGGGCAGCAAAGGGAAGGAGGAGGGACAGAGCUAGUGGGGACCGUGAUGACGUCUAACACUCCAGAGAGGACUAGCCAGGGUGGGGCUGGCGUCUCGCCUUUGCUGGUGAAGGAGGAACCCAAGGAAGAUAACGGCCUGCCCGCCUCCUUUACCCUGAGUGCCGCCGACAGGCCCGCCAACCACACAAAGCUGAAAGACCCCUCCGAGUAUGUGGCCAACAGUGCGGCAGCAUUGUUCAGCCAGGACAUCUCUGUUAAGAUGGCGUCUGAUUUUCUCAUGAAGCUGUCAGCUGCAAAUCAGAAGGAGCCCCUGAAUCUUAACUUUAAAGUGAAAGAGGAGCCCAAGGAAGAGGAAGCCCUAAGCACGGCCUUGCCUCGGCCCAGCUAUGUGUUCAACCCAGAACCUGAAGUGGCAGCCCAGAGCAUCUCCGAGGACACGCUGAAGCCCCAGGAAGGGAAGGGGAAUGUGUUGAGGCGGGAUAUGUCAGUCAAAGCCGCGUCUGAACUUCUCAUGAAACUCUCAGCGGAAAGCUACAAGGAAACGCGGACGGUGAAGAUUAAAGAGGAACCCAUGGAGGUUGAUGUCCAGGACGCCCCCGUCUCCAUGUCACCCAGCCGGAAUGCUGGCUACAGCACUUUAAUCGGGCGAGAGAAAACCGAACCCUUACAGAAGAUGCCGGAGGGCAGGGUCCCCCCAGAGAGGAACCUCUUCAGUCAGGACAUCUCUGUGAAGAUGGCUUCCGAGCUUCUCUUUCAACUGUCGGAAAAAGUGAGCAAAGAGCACAAUCACACGAAAGAAAACACCAUCCGGACGACCACCAGCCCUUUCUUUUCAGAAGACACAUUUAGACAAUCACCAUUCACCUCCAAUUCAAAAGAUCUGCUGCCCAGUGAGUCUGUGCUUCACGGAAGAAUAUCCGCUCCAGAAACAGAAAAGAUAGUCCUGGAGGCGGGAAACGGAUUGCCAUCCUGGAAAUUCAACGACCAGCUUUUCCCCUGCGACGUGUGUGGGAAAGUGUUUGGCCGACAGCAGACCCUGUCCCGACACCUCUCGCUGCACACAGAGGAAAGAAAAUACAAAUGCCACUUGUGCCCCUAUGCUGCUAAGUGCCGUGCGAAUCUGAACCAGCACUUGACUGUCCAUUCUGUGAAGCUGGUGAGUACAGACACCGAGGACAUUGUCAGCGCCGUCACCUCUGAAGGCAGUGACGGGAAGAAACACCCUUAUUAUUACAGCUGCCACGUGUGUGGAUUUGAGACWGAGCUCAAUGUCCAGUUUGUCAGCCACAUGUCACUCCACGUGGACAAGGAGCAGUGGAUGUUUUCCAUCUGCUGCACCGCCUGCGACUUUGUCACCAUGGAGGAAGCGGAGAUCAAGGCUCACAUUGGCACCAAGCACACAGGGGAAGACAGGAAGACCCCCAGCGAAUCAAAUAGUCCCUCUUCAUCCUCCCUCUCAGCUCUGAGUGACUCGGCCAACAGCAAAGACGAUUCAGAUGGCUCCCAGAAGAACAAGGGCGGGAACAAUCUGCUGGUCAUCUCUGUCGUGCCUGGGAGCCAGCCCUCGCUGAACAGCGAGGAAAAGCCAGARAAAGGGUUCGAAUGCGUUUUUUGCAACUUUGUCUGCAAGACGAAGAACAUGUUUGAGCGCCAUUUGCAGAUACACCUCAUCACCCGGAUGUUUGAGUGUGACGUGUGCCACAAGUUCAUGAAGACCCCCGAACAGCUGCUGGAGCAUAAGAAAUGCCACACUGUCCCCACCGGUGGGCUCAAGUAAGGAAAGCAACUCAGGACAGUGGUGAGUUUCAGACUCCUCUAGGUGCCCAUUCUGCAUUUAUUCCACCAACCGCCCCGCUGCCAUGGAGU